GCAAGUUUCCUCUGCACCGGCCGCUGGACUUCGGUGCGUGCCCCUAUCUUUCAAACCGGCUGCGAGACGGGAGAAGAAGGACAACGAGGUGCUGUUAGGAGGUAACGAGGGCGACGAGAGCGUUGCUGGCGUGCUUCCCGCAGGAGAUGAUAUCGUCGGCAAGCCCUAGGCCUCCUGCAGCAGGUACCGGCUGUGUCUGCCAUCUGUACGGGAUACGCGCAGGGCCAUGGUGUGAUGCAUGCUCUGUCGGACGGACAAUGCAGCUGGGAGCUGGGAGAAAAGGACGGUGAUAAGGCUGCUUGCGUCCGGCCCUCUUCGUCUGCGACCGGCUGGGAAGCUAGCGCUGCAACCUUCUCGCAGCUCUGGUGUCCGACCUCCAAGUCGUUGCUUCAGCUUGCCUGCCCUCAGAUACUUGCCGAACACGAGGUUCCCCACACUACCUUCAUGAGCGAGAGCUCUCCUUUGCGUCCACGGCGCCUCGACUGCUGCAGCUACGGCACGACCACGGUCCUUCGAGCGAGACAGACAGUACGAAGCUCGCUGCAUGAAUCGCCCCAGACUGCUGGAAUUGAACCGUGGGCAACUGCAGCAGUCUCAGCCAGGGCCAGGAACGUGCUCGACACCUCCCUAGCCAUUGGCAUCUGUGUCGGCCGUCUGCGAUGGGGCGUAAUGGACGGGAAAGAAGUGGAAGCUUUGGUUGCCAGAGGAUUGCUGUGUUGUCCCGCGAUCAUCAACCCGAACACGACACUCAUAUGCUUGGGGCAAGAUUGACCUGCCACAAGCUGAGCCCAGGCCGGUUUCAGGCUGAGUUGAACAUGCACGCAAGAAGUUUGAGGAUUGCAAAACAGAGGCUCUGAAAGCUGUGUGACAGCUAAGUCCCACGCAGUUCAACCGUCUACCUUCCACUGUUGCCUAGUCCAUCAAAGCUGCCUGUUUCUACACUUCUCGCCCCAAUCUCCUUGUCGUCUGGAGAUGAGGUAUUCUUGCGGCAAUGAAGAUCGCUAGGGCGCAUAGAUGGAUGUGUCGCCGUGCUUGAAUGAGGAAUAAUGAGGCGGUCGAGCUGGUGGAAUCUUCGCAAGAACAGUGAUCUUGCGCUGCAUUGGCAGGGAGGUUUCAUCCCACUCGACAAUGAUGGCCUCACAAAAGAGUCUGCCAGACGGAGGAUGUGGAUUCUGUAUCUGUUCGUUGUGGCAGCAGUCACAGCCCAUUUGUCCGACCAAGUACUGAGCAGCCAUGGUGUUCUCGCUACAUUCCAAGCUGCUAUCUCAGCCCCCAACAGAAUAUUCCAACGUGGUAUUGAUAUUGCCGGUAGAUAAAUACAAUCAAUGUCAUAUUGGUAUAUGAAUAUA
This is a messenger RNA of Cladophialophora immunda, 1349 nucleotides long. RefSeq lists its product as uncharacterized. The transcript has a single exon. NCBI's taxonomy places the organism in Eukaryota, Fungi, Ascomycota, Eurotiomycetes, Chaetothyriales, Herpotrichiellaceae. The record is from RefSeq and is a predicted model, not a curated record. Bases 235 to 771 code for a protein of 178 amino acids.